Molecule: messenger RNA, 14374 nt
Organism: Spirometra erinaceieuropaei
Lineage: Eukaryota; Metazoa; Platyhelminthes; Cestoda; Diphyllobothriidea; Diphyllobothriidae
Source: the annotation of a GenBank genome assembly
AUGGUGCUUGGCGACGACCACCAACCUCAACUAAAUAUUGAAGGUCACUCCGUAAAUGUGCCCAGUGUUAUUAAGGAUCUGGGCAUGUCAUACUCCAAGAGUCUCAAUGUCCCGGAGCACUGUGCCUUGAUAGUCUCCAAAGCACGCAGAACGACCGGGUUUAUCCUCCGAAACUUUAAAACUAGGGACAUCAGAAUGCGCCUUUACAACAUGUACGUUUAACCUGAUCUGGAAUACUGUUCGUUUUCAUUUAGCCUCAUGCGUGCUACUGAGCGGAAGAAAAUAGAAUCCAAGAGAAUUUUAGCCGCGGGACACCGACAUUUGUCUUACCAAGAACGUUGCCGGCUUACGGGCCUUGAUCCUUUAUGGUUCCGUAGAUUACAAAAGGGACUGUUUUUGCUAUUUAAACUCUUAUGUAAUCACACAUUUAACCCACUCAUUUCUUUAAGACAUCAUAUCCACCCCCGACGUUACAGUCACUGUGAGCUCAUUUUAUUUCUUCCUCUGGCACGUGCUGUUAAAUAUCGUCGGUUCUUUUCUCUAAAUGCAAUUGCUAUUUGGAAUAAACUACCAAUGAGUGUGAAAACUCUGCAAAAUUAUUCUUUGUUUAAGAGAACUAUUACUCGAUUUUUGCAUUCAGAAAAGCUUCCUCAAAUUUUGGGUUCUGAAUCCACUGAUCGACUCUACCGUAGCGAUGGCGUUUGUGGUCUCUGAACACUAUGGCCGGUCUCACCAGCUGUUCCUCAACGCCUCUACUUUGACUAUCCCCAACUUCAUGAAAGGAAUUUGACGUCCGAUAAUCUCCGAUACCGUGCAACCCCCUCCCCCCUUCUUGACGGUCGAAAAUCUACCGCCAGCAGUUUUUUUCUCCUGCACCCUUUAAACCAUAAAAACCAUCAUCAACUAUAUUUUUAUUCUUCAGGAGUUUUUUUUCACUGCUGGUCGGAUUUGUGCUUAAUCGCUUCCCUUGACAAUGUCUGUAAACUGGCAUUUAAUAAAUUAAAUUAAAUUAAAUUUGGAAUCCCGUGCGUUCCUGAGCAGUGUGAGUUUUUCAAACGACUUUUGUGUUUCUUAGUGAGAUCUGAGGAGACAUCGAAAGUACUCAGUGUCCUAUAUGAAAGUGAGCGAAAGAAUGGGACCGGUUUGGACUCAGUAUUAAGGUGUUUUGCGCAUAAAGCACUAAACAAUUCCGCCUUGUCCGUGCCAUUAAGGAGGCUAUGUAGGAUAUAAAAGAGAACAGUAUUGUUUUCCUGCUAGUCAAUAAAUCGACAAUAAAAGCGGUCAGUGGAGACAGUUUAUCGUUUAAAUUAUAACGUUAUUCAAAAUUUUACGAGGAAAAUCUUUUAUAUUUGCAUGUAAAAUUUAAUAGGAUUGAGGCUUUCUUGGGUGAAAUCUAUGACAACCUAUUUCCCUUUUAUGAUAAAUCGACAAAGCACAACGAUUCGCUGAGAUGACUUAUGACAAAAAAUAGGCAAUGUUGACAGAUUUACACUGGAAAACUGUGUAAGAGAUUAAGAAAUCGAAUUCAUAAAUAUAAAUUUCAUUAAUUAUUUUAAAAUCCUUCUGCGCGCGUUAACCUUCAGGAGUACUUCAAGAGGUCAUUCAGAAAUUUCUCAGCUCACUGCAAGAAGAGGCGGUGAUGAGUGAGGUAACCGUCAAGUCCCUCAUAGACGCCAUGACAACUGUUGCGAAAGUAACCUAGCUUGCCCACUACCACUCACAUGCGCACCUAACUCUCAUGACAGUUGCUUCCAGCACUGCCGUCAGUGGACCCCUCCAGCAAACUGUUGGCAGUGUUCUACAGCGGUUGACUUUCUUCUCAAACAAACUAAGCACAACAGAGACCCGCUACUGUGAUUUCGACCGAGAACUCCUUGCUGUCCAACUAGAAGCAUAGAAUAGGCAUCCAACACUCUCGAUACUUUCUCGAGGGUCGUAAAGCCGUCGUGCUUAAAUUUAAUUAAUUUCAAUUAUUUUUAUUAAAGACCCGUCGGGGUCCCAUCAAAGCAAGUAAAAAUAAAUUUACAUGCAAAUUUUAGACGAGAUAGGCAAAAUCUGUACAAAGUGCAAUGCAUAGUUUUUGAGAUUAGAAGUCCGUUAAGCAAAAGUCACAAGUCACUCGUUUGUGUCCCCAGGCUUCUGAAAUCUCGCCCUCACGACUCUUCUCUACUUCACGAUGUCCCUCUACUUGAUGGGGCUGGUAUCACCAUUUUCGACAUUUCUACCGGCAUAAACGUCCUUCUGACACAGCAACUUUGCAACGACAUGUCUUCAACUUCCUUCAUAACUUAUCACAUUCUGGAGUGCAGACGACAGUAUAACUCCUAAUUGGUCGAUUCGUCUAGCUCAGCUGCAAACGGAGUGUGAGACGUUGGACCUGAUCUUGUCUCCCAUUUCAGCAGGCCAAAACUCCUCAGCAUGCCGUUCCUCCGCUAGGCACUUUCGCCACUUCUGAUUUGCAUUUCAGUUACAUUCACUCUGAACUGAUAGAUUGUCUCCCACGUUUUAAGCGUCUUAUCGACUUGCGUUAGCCGUUUUCCCUGAUGAUCGGUUGCUUUACCCACCUCCGACAUUAGCGUUGAAACCGCAGUUAAGGCUUUUAUGACGCAGUAAGUUUCCGCAUUUGGAGUUCCUGCGACUGUCAGGUCUGAACGUCAAUCCAAAUCCAAAUCGAAAUUGUUCCGCUUGCUCACCUUUCUACUCAUCAUCAAUCGAACUCGAACGCCUGUCUGCCAUUCAAAGGCAAAUGACCUAGUUUGACGUUUAGAUCGGCAGACAAAGACGGAUAUAAUGCCUCAGUCCGAUCAUUUACGAUGGUCCAAUAACUUCCCUUAGGAUGUUUUGCAUCCGUUCCACUCUUAAGGUCGACAUCGGUUGGACUGCAGCCGAUCUUGCCUACAGAACUUACUUAAUACUGCACGGCGAGUUAGUUCCUCUUGCUAGCGUGCUAGAAUCUUCUGAUCACGGCAGUUAUGCGGGUGGAAUACGCGGUGCUAUAAGCACUACACAUCACACCGCUACUGACGCGCUGCUGAAAGAACAUCUUUUUCUGACCCACAAGCAAAGUUUCAAGUCGUGACAGCCCUACAUGUGGGCAGAAUGAAUUUGCUCUCAAUGAUCCUCAACUUCUGUCACCAGACGGAAGGAAAUUAUAGUGUGGUUAGAAUUGGUCUGUUACCCUUUCCCCCCAGAAAUUCAAGUUGACUUCGAAACUCUCGUUGCCACACUUUCCUACCCCCUCUAUCCAGUCCUUCACGUCUCUACUUUCAACCGAGUGUUUUAUAAAACAGGUUUCAUAUCCCUGCAGUUACAAGAGUCUUUUGUUGCAGAUUCGUAAAAGUCGACUGAUGUCAUGGAUUUUCGACGAAACGCUUCUACCCCUUUCUAUGUUUCCCGUUAACUCUCCACUAUAGUAUUUUGAAGACGUAGAAAGCGUGACUCCCACCAUUUCUUAGUUAACUCGCUUGUACUCGAGAUCGCAGCUCAAGAAGUUUCUGCCCUGUGUGAUUAUGAGACCAUGAGCAUAGUUAAACCAGCCGAGCAACUUGUUAAAGUUUGCUUACCUGCCCGGCGGGUUUCUCUGUGGCUGCGCGUGGGCUUGGCGGCCUGUCCGUGAACCAAGAAACGUCAGCACUUUCUAAGUUCCAAUUCCCUCCCCUUGCUUUCGGGAUUGUCUAUCAUAAUUGUUCUAGCUAUAGAUUUUUUCGGCUUUAACACAUCCGUUAUGGGAGCGUGCAUACAGUUGCAUAAUCCAUGAAUAAUGUAUAAUUAUACGCAUAUUACGCUUAAGCGUAAGCUUAUACUAAUAUAACCAAAAGGAUUCCUCGUUUUUUUUCCGAGUUUGUGUGUAUUUGUUAAUGCGGACAGUAAUCCUUGGCUUAUAGAGAAACUGCGUUUCUCAACGUAAACCUUCCGAAUUCCGUGGUUGUUGCACCCAGCCCAUAUAUCGAUGAACAAAGUCGUCUAGGACCGUUCUAUAUUUGUAAUCGAAAAUUGAAGGACGCCACUGUUCCAGCCGCAAUCUGGUAGUCAUCUGGUGGAUCCUAGGUUCGUUGCAUAGAAAAACCUGCCUUGGCGGCCAGCCGAUUGCGUUAGAAUUGGUGAAUUCUAUACGCUACAGCAUGUUGGACGGGCAACAUAUCCCGAUCGUUAAAAGCCGGCUACCUUUGGUUAGGGCGUCGUACCUCAGGGGGUUAGGACGCUAGUCGUACUCAAGUCCUAACUUCCCUACCCAGGAUGCCGACCAUUGGGCAGUAAUUGGUUAACCAGCUUAGUUAUUCAGUCUGCCGACCCGCGUAGACGCUCUUUUGUUUUGAGGUUCUAUAUAGACAGUCAUUGAUGGUCAAGUGUACCAAUAUUUCAGUAGGAUUCGCCUGUCGGACAGGUCAGCGUCUUUGUAUUUUUCUGAAAAUAUACUAACUUAAUGGACUGCUUCUGUUUGAUGCUACACCCUAAGUAGUUCAUUCCGAAUCCUACCUUUUAAAAGCACAGCUGAAGUCCAUCCUCCAUUGAGUGAUGAUAGCUUAGUUGCCGGAGUCGAUGACGUUCGUUUACGUCCAUUUAGUUUUGUAAAUGUUAGAGGUGUGCCAGAUCGGUGGGCCCAUCACUCGCUUGGCGUUCACCAACUUGUACGUUAUGGAUAUUGCUUAUUUUCCUUGUACAUUAGAAUGGAUUUUAGCAAGCGUCAAAAACUGAUUAAGGUCUUUGCUCGCCGAGAACGACCGCGUAAGGGUGGUUUGGCGGAGCGAUGGUUUUCUUUGGGGUCUAGAUUUAAAGUUUGAUGUCUCGAUCUAUCCAUCCCGCAGCCAGGCUGUUUAAUUAUGUAAGACCAUUUGUAGAUUGUCGGUUCCCCAACUCUGCGUUCAAUCACUCCUAAAGAUAUUCCCUCCGCAUGGCCCACGACUACUAAUUCGUUAGACCAGUAAACCUGCUUGUCUUGAAGUUAGUCUUCACUGAAAACCGUUCUGGUUUAUGCCAGUUGUGGACAUGCCGGUUAGCAUACAGCCAUGCUGGCAAUCUGUUUCCUCCUUGGCUGGGUUCCUCCGUUAAUGCAUGCAGUCACUACUGUCUGUGAACGCCAGCUAGAGACUGAUAAUGAUGGUGCGUCAUUGUUUGGGCAGUCUGACGUCUGUCUCAAAGUAGGAGAGAUUGUAUUACAAGCGCUCAAGAAGUGGGGAAACAAUGGUAUCAACUUUUUCGACGAUCAGUCAUUUCAGAAGAGUAGUCGAGGAGCAUGUUCGUUUUCAGUAAAUCCUUAGGAAGCCUGUACAUUUUUAUGGGACCGGAGUACAAGUAGAACAUGUGAGUGCUAAGAGCAAUCGAUAGAAGUUCAUCUUGUUACUCAACUAGGGUGUAGGAAAAGAGGGGAGGGUGGAGCAAUGAGGAUUAGGGAAAUCCGCGUCAGGGAAGUAAAGGGUAAGACGCGGAGGAUUGCACGCAAUAAACGCAGGACUUGCACGAGAUUCUUCUGUGCGCACAUGAUCGGCUUGCAUAAGCUGACGACAGUCGCUUCUGUUGUUGCUAACAGACCCUGACCCGGUGAAUUAGAAAAGUUCGGUUGGAUCAUAUACAUCACACGGAAGGUUUCUUUUGGACUCACACAAUGCCUGGAGCCAAUAACAUAUGCAAAUAUGCCGUCACUGAUACCCCUAAUUUCGUCAUUUCUCAGCCAUGCCGAGAGGUGUUCCCGUAUUUUUUUUCGGAUAAGUGCUAAAUCUCGCGACCAUAAUGACCUGCCCUACAGUUUUUUUUUGAUUGACAAAAGCACUUUCGGUCGGUCGGGUUGCGUACUUACGCCGCUUAGCCAUGUGAACCGGCGAGCUAGAGUUCAGUGUAUUUAUCUUUUUCCGUGUUAUAGGGCCGGUCCUGUUGGCCAUGGCGCACACGUGCGAACACUGUGGAGCCUGCUUCAUGCGGCCAUCCAGGCUUCAGGUACACCUUCGGACGCAUACAGGCGAGGUUAGUUGUUUUGUAACUGAUGUACACCCACCACUGCCUGCGAGACUCAGCGAGACAAAAAACUACACUGGAAGGAUAUACAGUAGCUGGCUUAUCUCAUGAGACCUCAAUCGAAAUUCUGGAUUGUGCUUUCGACAAGAGAGAAUUGCCUACGUGGGACUGUAAUAUUGAUUAUUCUGCAGCACAAUUCCAAAAUAUUCUAGUCACGCCAAGAUGUCGGCCUUUAAACGAAAUCCCCGGCCGUCUGCAAAUCUGCACGGCAAGAGAUGGCUUCUUAAGUAUUAUGAGUUCUCUCCGUUGAUUUUCGACGCUCUUAUAAGUUCAAAUGUGUUUUGUAGAAAGACAUGCACAAAAUGUCUCAUUUUGCACUCAUUUGGUAGCAACUUACGUCUUAUGCUCUAGAGAAGGGUGCCUUCCGGUUAAAAAAGUUUGUUAUUAUGUGACCGUGAAAUUUCUAUUCCUACGGCAUCGUAUCUGCCUGUUUAUUAAUGCCGCUUAUGACGUAUACAACGUGGUCCACGCCCAUUUGAAAAUUUUAUGAACUCCCUGACCUCUUGGUAGCACAGGAAAAUGUAGGAUUUUCCUUUCAUGGAAAUAUGCGGCGUGUGUUUUGGGAAACGUAAGCUCAAGUGCAACUUAGGUCGGGUUUAAAGUUAUCCGGGAAUCGAAAAACGUUUUUGAAAAUCGGAAGAUACCCUUGUUAUUGAUAGCGUUCAUUGUUGACGGUCAGAUUGGCUGCCCCCGAAUUCUAUGAUUAUCCAAGUCAUCGAGCGUUGACAGUUCUUGAAAGCUGUGGCUGUGUUUUUAUAAGUUCCCCCCACACAUGCCCACCUGGACCUCGUCUGCAGGACGUAACCGCAGAGGCAAAUGCUCUUAAGGAUAGGGGGUCGAUGGUCACUGUGCUUCUUAGCAAUUGGGAGCGCUCUAUCGUUAGUUGUCCGCCGCAGAGUGCAUUCCCAACACGGAAUAUACUUCCAGACGACCCCCUCGGUAGCCCUUAUGCUGGUAUUUUCCGUACUCGUGCAGUGUCGAAGACAUACAAAGUUGCCUCGACACCUUUCUUGCACGGCGUGGCAGCAUGUCGUGGUUACUCCUUGUAUUUGUCUAAUGCGGUGAGGCAACCUAUUGUCAAUCAACCCCCAUAUUGCUGCACUUUCUAACUCAAAAUACCAAAAAAUUAGAAAUGGGAUUUUUGAAAACUGGGUCCGUUACUUGGAAAGAAUUCGGUUUUCCGUACCUGGCCUUACCUGGUUUUCGUGGAACCAAGAUCCACUUCCUAGCUCCAAGAAGGCAGACGGAACUUCUGUCGCUUACAUUGAUACCACUUUGCAGUAGAUGGCGCGCAAACCUGCACAUUUUGCGUGCGGUGUCGUUGCUGCACACGACCAGGUCCGCGCAUGGUAGACCAGAUUUUAACGGAAGCCCAUCUAAGCAAGAGUGCCAUGGAGAUCACAUUCAGAAGGAGCCGUUGCAGCCUGUCUCUGCAUCUUGAAAGGUCUGAGUUAUCCCUUUAGCUGACAGCCUUCCAACGCAUGACUUCUGGCGCGUCCGAUUUUUGUAUAUGGCAAGGAAUGCGCUGACGUGUCGUGCGAAUGGAUUCUCUUCUCUCUCCCACGGACCAGUCGACUGGCCGAGCCUCUUGGACAUUUGGUGCAGUGGUUGAUGGAGUUGCAGGAAGCCGUCUAUGUUUGCCACAAACGACCCGGUCAUGCAUUAGGUUGCACCAAAGAACAUGCUUACAACUGACAUGAUAGGUGUAUUUUCCGUGCAGGUUGUGGAUGAUUUGGGGUAGUGAGGCGAAAUCUGUUGAUAAAGUUUGAUCUGCAGUAUUUUACUGCAUAUCCUUAUGGAGGCAAACAUGGCCAGGUAUGACCCAUGCGGCGACCAAAUGAUCAUGGCCAGUGUGGGCAGAUGAGGCGGGUGCAGCUGGUUUACGUUGGCGCACCUGGCAGUGGUUCGCUAUUCUCCGUGCGCUGGGUUCGCAAGUGAUACCCGUUUCUAUAUAUUCCCCAGUGCGGGCUUCUUUUCACUGCAUUGAAUCUCAAGUUCGCUCAGCCUGAUCAUUCGCCACCGAUUUAGUUUGCCUUCUGAUCCCCCUUUUCCGCCAAAGCCCUAUUCAUGGUCAUUCGGAGACUGGCAAUUUUCAUGUCCUUCGCUGCGCCGUGGUCGCUUGUCCCCCACAUGAGCUAUUGCUGCCUGACUGUGUAACAUCUUGAGUGAGCGGUGACUCUUAGUUGAUCAUUGUGACGAUGCUUGUGAGGAGUAGGAGUACGGACGCAGUGAUGCUAAUGCUGAUGUCUUAUUUUGUCCAUGUCCCCCGAUAGCGCCCCUUCCGCUGUUCCUGUGGCCGCAGUUACAUUCGUCGACAGCAUCUGGUGCGCCAUCAGGCCAAAUGUACCGGUGAUUGUUCCUCAUCGCCGGCCAGACCUGCCCUCGGCACGUCGUCCAAGUCGCAGAAUUCAUCCGGUCACACAGACUACUCCUGUCCUCAGUGCGGCUCGGGUCCAUUUGCCAAGAAGAAGAGCGUAUGGGCCCACUUGGCUAUUGUUCAUGGGUGAGUUGCACUCACAGCCACGACGGGCACCCCUGUCCCCGCACUGGUGACUUCCGCUUGAGUUUUUCGUGGUGAAACCGACGCCCACAGCAUUCGUCCUGUCAUUACCACACCCACUGUGCCUCAAUGACAGCAACACAAAGUCGUGUCACCUGAAAGCACAGGGAAAUGUAGUGGCGGCUGAAUGAGAUAAGCAGUCCAUCUACAAGUGCCACGCAUGACCUGAUCUCUAAGUCCACAUAAUUCGACCUUCAGAUAAAGCGGUCUCUCAUGUCUCAUGUAAUGAGAGGCGUUGUUUUACUUUAGCUCUGUCCUUGGUGGGACCUAGUCGUAUCGCGUCAGUUGGCAACCUUCCACGCCACGAGUGCUGGCACGUUUUUUGUUUGCGGUAAGUGAACAAAUCAUCCAGGUUGGAUCAACUCUCUCUUCCUCACAUGCGAGAGGUUCGGCACUUCAGUGGGUCACUCAGCAUUUUAAUUUUUCAAAUUUUGGCAAGAUCGCAGUUGGUAGCUAGGCACCGUAUUACAGGUGGCCGGGGGUUUGUUUACUGGGGCUUUUUUGUGGGGCUACAUAAUCACGUCUGACCAAUUUGGCUUCCGUUUUAAGUUUGAGCUUAGGAUUAGGGUACCAGUUAAUGGUGUCCGGUUUUAGGGUUAGGGUUAUGUCAUUUAGGUUUGUGUUUUUGGGUUACGGUUAGGGUUUGAGUUUACGACGAGGUUUCAGUGCCACAGUUAGGUUUUAUAGCUAGGUCUAUGUCUAAGGGCUACGGUCACGUUUACGAUUUCGGUUAGAGUUAGGGUUAAGGUUGCCGUCAGGGUUAACGUUUAAGGUUAAGGUUAGGAUUAGGGUAAAGGUCGCCGUCCGCUUCCCCAUUUCUGGCUAACAACUGCGAUCUAGCCUAAAUUUUUCAUUAAAAAAGCAACAGUUUCUAGACUGCAGUAUCAACCAGAAAGCACACGGGAACUGCUGGGGGACCCACUGAAGAGCCGAACCCCCUCACAGUUGUGUCAUGCAAUGGUAGAAUAUCUGCGGAACACGCGUGUCUGGGCUUUUAGCUAAUACCUGUGCUGCUAGUGUGGUAUCUUCUAACGCCAGAGUAUUAUGCGGUUACUCCAUCGUGACUGAUGGAUUUCGGCCAAAAUAUUCAAAUCAAAUUUCAGUUUGAGUUUAUAAGUCUCAAAUGGAUCGAUUUACUCCAAGCUAGCCAAUAAUUUGUGAGGAAAUUAAAAACCCACUACAGUAUUUUGCAAAAGAAUUUCAGAACCGUCCGGUCGCCAACACUUUGCCCUGUUAGUCUUUAGUUACUCCAGUCUUGACUAUGCGUUCCAUGUUUUGACCAGUCGACUUUUCGUUAGCCUCUGUUUUGUAAAGGUUUUCUAAAUCUAGCCAAUUUUUAUUGGGUGACUUUUUCGCCACCAUCAUCAUUAUCCUAUUUUUCAUAUCCUCCGCGUGUGCCAGUGUCUAAUAACCACUGUAGAAUCAAACAAUUUUGUCAAGCCAUUUGCUGUCCUGUUCGGUAAAGCUGUCUGCACCUAUCACCUCAAAUCUCUACCCCUUUCCUUUCCAGCGAGCGUCGCUUCCACUGUGACCAGUGUGGAAACCGGUUUCCAACCAAGUCGAAGCUGGAGCGCCACUUGAGUCGGCACCACAAACUGCAGUGUCUGCUGUGCCCUGCGUCCUCGGAGGGUGACCCAGAUGGCGCGACCGAGCCACGUGCGGAAUUUGAAAAUUUUUCAAAACUCCGGAAGCACAUGGCCACAUGCCAUCCAAAACCAGGUUUGUUGAAUUGCUCGUUCUAGCAGGUUGCUGAAAGGUAGAGAUUGAGAGUACUGCCACUAGCGUUAUCCGACACAACUUAAUCCCUGUCUGUAGCCCGAACGAAGCAGAACACUCGUCUUCCGCCUGGCGACUAGGCCGCAUGGGUGAACAGCAUUUUGGCGGACUCUUGAAUAUUCCUCAAACGCACCUAAUAGAGCGUCUGUCCCGGCGAUCGAAUAACCCGGGCUUACUCCUCAAAAAUUUCCGACCCAGAAUAUGAGCUAUGGUCCUGACGACGACAAAGAAUUCCGCAACGCCCAUCCCACUACCCGCCGAUAUUAGUCAUCGAUUAUAAGAAAUCGAUCAUUUUUUCACAAGUGCUGCGCUUAGAACUCGAGCCACCGUACUUUUCCGUCUUCGAAAUGUUUUCUUGACUGUUAGAUGAGAAGGAAGUGCAGACAGUCUCCAGCUCGCUGAAUUUUUGGCAUUUGGGAUUGGCGGUCAUGUAGCUUCCGUGUUUGAGAAAACCACCUACUAUAAAUUGAUGGGGACUGGCGACAGUGCUAUUAGGACAUGACAGUUCGACCGUCGUAGGCAGUGAUAUUCACUGUGCGCUCCACAGUGAGGUGAAUACAGGCACGGUGACUUGUGCGUAAAUUAGGUUAUAGUGGUAGUAGACUUGCACAGCAUCUACCACACUCCUCCCUCACCUAGACCCGCUUUCGUUACAUACUCAAGGAGGCCGGAGGUGGGAGAGGGCGCAGGUAGAUGGCACGGCGAAUGAGCUCACAUCUAGGCGUACCACCACGCCCCGAAGACGGUAAAUAACGCCAUGCAUACUAUAGGGUUACUUAGCCUACGUCAACACAUUCUACCAUACACUUUUAUUUCAAUUUUUGCGUACUGAUUGCGUCCCCGGACCCCGUUAACCCCCAUAGCAAAAAUAGAGGACUUACUCGCGUUUCUGUCUGAUCAGUGUAUGUAACUGAGAAACAGUUUGAUGACAGACAGUGGUGAAUUCCUUCUUGGCAUAAAGGUGGUGUGUGUAUUUCCAAAACUCCCCUCCGGCCGUCAUCUAGGUAUGCUUUCAAGAGAGGGCCUUCCUAAGCCUGGGGUUGGGUGUGGCCGGAAACGAUCAACCCAAUCUACAUUUUCUUUGCUGGUAUUUCCAUUUCUGCCUAUAUUGCUGGUCUUCUAUACAUCCGUCUGUGAGAACUCUAGAUUGAGCGUCAAGGUGCAACAAAACGCAUGUUCCGUAACCCCGCCAGUGAACAACCCUGUCGCGAUAUUAUAUAUACAUUGGUAGGGGACGCUCAAUGAUCUUUCAUACGGAACUCACUCGUUCCGUUGUGCCCUACGGGCUCUCCCUCGAGCCCAGUCAGCAACCGCACAGCGUCGCAUGAUAUAGGCAGGAUGGCAUUACCGACAAAGACAAGGGAGACCGGAAUGGCCAUUUCUGGCUUAUUAGCCGUCAUCAGCCAGUCAUACCCAACCCCAAGUGUGGAUCACUUGAGAUUCGAACCCGGGAUCUUUGGUCAUGGAGUUGAACGCUCUACCAUUGAGCCAAUUGGCCAAUUGAGCCAUUGGCUCAAUGGUAGAGCGUUCAACUCCAUGACCAAAGAUCCCGGGUUCGAAUCUCAAGUGAUCCACACUUGGGGUUGGGUAUGACUGGCUGAUGACAGCUAAUAAGCCAGAAAUGGCCAUUCCGGUCUCCCUUGUCUUUGUCGGUAUUACCUUUCCAACAUAUAUCACUAGUCGCUGUGCGACUGCCUGCGAGGGUUUAAGUAUGAGCCCCAAGGCACAACGGAACGAGCAUGUUCCGUAACCUGAUCGGUGAGCGCCCACUAUCAUAAUUAAUAUUCCCGAUCACAACCGACAGGACAACGGGCCCGUGGCUCAAUGGUAGAGCGUUCAACUCCAUGACCAAAGAUACCGGGUUCGAAUCUCAAGUGAUCCACACUUGGGGUUGGGUAUGACUGGCUGAUGACGGCUAAUAAGCCAGAAAUGGCCAUUCCGGUCUCCCUUGUCUUUGUCGGUAUUACCUUUCCAUAUAUAUAUAUAUAUAUAUAUAUAUAUAUAUAAUAUAGAUCAGAGGAGUAUAUAUAUAUAUAUAUGUACAUAACUUCUAAAAUUAUUAGCUUGAAUAUUCUCUGGAGUUCAUAUAGCAGAAAUCACAUAGACAACGCUUGGGGGUCCUUUGAGGAGCCGAGCCCCCGCUGCUGUGUCACGCAGCGGCAGAAUAUCGGCGGAACAUGUGUCUAGACCCUUAGCUAGUACCUAUUUCGGGAGUACGGUAUAAUACAUUUGCCAUACAUAUAUGAGAGGAGUGACGACAGUCUGGAGGUAGAUUAAUACAGAAGUGUCUCGAGCUUGUUUGCCUUAAGUCAGCCAAUCAUAACCCUGACAACCAGCUGGGGCUGGAAACACGAACACGUGCACAUAGGUCUGACACAGCUGGUGUGCCAGUUGGUCUAGCAGUUGAUCUCAUAGCCAGGCCGACUUCGGCCUAGAAGUCGGUUGCCCGUUCGUGAUUCCUGUCACCCAUAUGGAGCUUCUUUGCUUCGGAAAGCCAGUAGAUCAGUGUGCGCCCAUUCAUGAGUGAAUAUAUGUUUAUGUAACCACAUGUAUAGGCAUAGGCGUUCAUUGGUGGAGUUAUGAACGACCAACGACGACUAAUAAGCCAGGAAUGGCCAUCCCACCUCCUCGCCCCGGUGGCUUGGGCUUUGUGUGACUUUUGCUCGUCAGCGGUAUAUUGCUAGCAAGACCGACAGUAAUAGGAUGAUAGGGCCGCUGCCGACGACUACUUCAUCCGUCCCCCUCUCUCCCCGCCUUCAUUUUCCCGUCCAGCUUUCAAGUGCUCAGUCUGUCAGCUACGUUUCUCCCGCGCGCAACACCUGACCGAGCACGAGGCCACUCACACACCCGGCGGUCCGGCGAACAGACGUCGUUUCGUCUGUCACCUAUGCCCUCCUGCCGUUGCCGCCUCAACCUCCGGUGGCGACGAUUCAUCCCCCUCAUCACUGACGCCAUCACCCGCUCCGGUAGCCUUCACCGCUAAGCGCAACCUCGUGGCACACAUACGCUCCGUGCACUCCAGCGAACUGCGGCGUUUCGCUUGUCCUUAUCCCUACUGCCCAGCCCUUCUGUCGACACAGGUGUGUUUAUGCAGAGUUGCGUCUCUGUCCAUUCCCCCCUCCCCCCUUCUUCCACCCACCUCCGGUCCUACUUUUGUGCGUUUCUACUUAUAUAUGCCGAGCUACUGUCUAUUGUCUGCCGUUUAACCAGGUAGUUACCCAUUUCUCUUUGGGCAGAAUAACAUUAUCGAUAAAGGCAAGGGAGACUGGAAUGACCGUUUCGGACUUACUAACCGUCGUCAGCCAGCCAUACCAGACCCUGAGGUGUGCAACCCUUGAAGUUCAGUCUGGCGACCUGUCGGUCAGAAGUCAAGCGUCCUAACCACUGAGCCACGGGCUCGUCCUAUCGUUUGCGAUAGGGCAUAUAUAAUUGUAGAGGAGCGCUAACCGAUCGUUUUUUACGGAAAUCACUCAUCCUCCCGAGCCGUGCCAGCAACCGUACAGCGACGCGUAUUAUAACAUUACCGACAAAGACAAGGUUGGGUAUGGCUGGCUAACGACGGCUGAUAAUCCAGUAAUGACCAUUCCAGUCUCCAUUGUCUUAGUCGGUAAUGCUAUUCUGCCCAUAUUACGCGCCGCUGUGUGGUUGCUGGCGAGGCUCGAGAGAGAGAGAGAGAGUCCCAAGGCACAACGGGACGAAUCAGUUCCGUAACGUGAUCGGAGGUCAUCCCUCUGCCAUUUCUCUAUACCAUGUUCAAUUUUAAACUCUGGUUAAUUUUAUUUAUUCUCCAUUGUUUUUAUUGUCUUCUCUCACCAACAGCAAAAACUAUCCCUUCACUUGCGCCGACACGCGAACCCGACCUCACAAGUUUCCGUCUCUCAGCGGCCCUCAACCCUCCUCCAAAGACGCAGUCGAUUACUGGCGGGGGCCGGAGUGCCGCCACGACGACGCAAAUGUGUGCCACUCAAGGAGCUCAAUGAGGCCUGGGAGACGGACAGCCAGAGCAGCGUACUCUCACUGCUCGCCUAA